Molecule: messenger RNA, 291 nt
Organism: Aspergillus chevalieri
Lineage: Eukaryota; Fungi; Ascomycota; Eurotiomycetes; Eurotiales; Aspergillaceae
Exons: 1
Coding region: 1-291 (96 amino acids)
Source: RefSeq, a predicted model, not a curated record
AUGAUAACACCUCCGAUACUUAUCCGUCAGAUGCAGAAGAUGGCGAGUGAUACUCUACCUGAAAGAUGGCAAGACUCGAUAGACGGUAAAACUACCACAGAAGUACCGAGUCCUGCACUGCAGAAUUGGCUGGAAGAAUUGUACUUUGAUAGUGAGCGAAGCACAGAUCUUACGAAGGAAGAUAUAGUAAAACUGGGGCAACUCGUUGGAAAGUUGCUGCAGUUUGAGCCGGCCAAGAGGGUGUCGGUGAGGGAAAUCUUAGAUGAUCCUUGGUUCAAAUGCGACUCAUAG